Quercus robur (English oak) is the source of this 996-nucleotide messenger RNA. Its product is annotated as putative F-box protein At3g25750. The transcript has 2 exons. The record is from RefSeq and is a predicted model, not a curated record. Lineage: Eukaryota; Viridiplantae; Streptophyta; Magnoliopsida; Fagales; Fagaceae. The coding region runs from base 1 to 996 and encodes 331 amino acids.
AUGUCUAAGUCAUGGCAGAGUGUCUAUUCAAUGGAAAAUCCUCCGUUAUCUCCUACGUGCCCUCGGCUUCUCCUUGCAGAAGAAAAGGAACAAAAAUGUCAUACACGCGUCUUUUACAACUUAUUUGACGAUGAAUUUUACAACUUCAAGUUACCUGAGCUUGCUGGAAAAAUAUGCAUUGGAACAUCUUUUGGAUGGUUGCUCAGUGUAGGCGCUGAUUUCCAGAUGAAUCUCUUUCAUCCAUUGUCUAAACACCAGUUAAGUCUUCCGCCUCAUCCAUAUGUUUGGGAAGGUUAUAAUCGGAAUUUUGAACUCGAUCCUAUAGAUUGCAGUGAUAUCUUUCUUUACAAGUGUGUUUUAUCAAGGAAUCCAUGGAACUCAGUAACUCAUGGAUAUGAUCGAGAUUGCAUAAUCAUGGUUAUCCAUACUAAUUAUGAAACAUUGGCCUUCACUAGACCGGGAUAUAAAGCUUGGAUUGAUAUAAAAUGUGAUUCUCGAAAUUUUUAUGACAUUACAUUCUACAAGGACAAAUUUUAUGCUGUAAACAAUCAUGGCGACGUUUUUGUUUGUCACAUUGAGGAUGAUAUUGCAUUCGCUGAACGUAUUGCAAUCUACAAGGAAACUGAGGAUUAUAUCCAUGAAGAUGAGUCUGAAGAUGAAAAUCCUUAUGUGACACUUGGGUUCACAGUUCUAAAAUUAGAAUGUUCUACUGAAGUGAAAAACAAAAAUGAAUACGAAUGGGUGAAUGUUGACAGCUUGGGUGAUCAAGCAUUGUUUGUGGGUGGCAAUUCAUCAGUUUCUUUGUCUGCAUCAAGCUUUAAUGGAUGCAAAGCUAAUUGUAUCUAUUUUAUAGAUGACAAUUUUGACUUCUUUCUUGCUACCUUAAAUGGUGGAGGGUAUGACAUGGGUGUAUUUAGCAUGGAAGAUGGAAACAUUAAGCAGCAUUACCGAGGGGAAUCCCUCUCUUACUUUGCUCCUCCAGUUUGGUACAUUUAA